Molecule: messenger RNA, 6252 nt
Organism: Nylanderia fulva
Lineage: Eukaryota; Metazoa; Arthropoda; Insecta; Hymenoptera; Formicidae
Product: SAM and SH3 domain-containing protein 1
Molecular function (GO): protein binding
Source: RefSeq, a predicted model, not a curated record
UCCCUCUGGUGUGCGUCUCGUGUCAGUCGAGCGGAGUGUCGCGUCGCGUUAGUGUCGUGCGGUAGUGCCCGGUUUCGCGUGUCUCAUCGAGCAUCGACGAUGACGUCUUCCUCGUUCUGACUAUGAGCGACGCGCGCUCGUUGCGAAGAUCGUCUCCGGCCACGUUCUCCCUGUCGUUGUCACCGUCGUCGUCCUCUUCCCGCCGAUUUUCUCACGCCGGCCGAUCGGAGAAGCCGCGCGCGCUCAGGGCUGCCAACGAACCUUGCUUGUCGUUCGUUGUCGCCUUGUCGAGACCCCACGAAAUUGCCGCGCCGCGCCGGCCGGGUAUGCGUCUCGUUCCCGAAUUCGUGUGCCGGUUCCGUUCGCAAGUCCGUAUAUAAAAGGGGGAAACUUCAACGCGUGGAAUAGCCGACCGUGACCGUCGUCGCGAGUGACUGCACGCGGAUUCUCUGGAGAACGUCGGCUACUUUUUUUUUUUUCAUUUUGAACGAGCAGAGAUCAAAUCUUCGGCGACCCGCGAAAAAAGUGUCGAUUUCGAAGAUCAUCGGUGAAUAAAUCGCGCUGGAUUCUGCUCUUCGUCGCGUGUACCGUGUCGUUUUGUUUAGUGUGUAUACGUUAAUCAAGGACGAGUAACUCGAGCGCGGAGACUCGUCGAAAAUGUGUACCGAGUGAAUGCAACUGCGAGUGAGACAGUGUGAAUUUUUCAAACUCGCUCUAGGUGUAGAAAGCGAGCAACCGGUGCGCGGGUCAUUUCAUUUCGACGUUACAAAGUUUCCUGCUUUCAACGGAAACAGAGCCCUUCGGCUCGUCCGUCGUCACGAAGAUCUCACGUGAUCUAUAAUCGUCUUCCGUUGAAAAACUGCGGAUACGACAACCGGAUUUUCCCCAACUACCGGACUAGAUUUGUCCUUGUCUGGAUCUCUCGAGCUUCUUGGAAUGCUGGACGAGACUGCCGGUAUGUUUCAGUUGAUCACCUAGUGCGCGAAAAACGACUCUCGCGGUGUGAAAAUUAUAAUAGCGUAUUUUCGAUCAUUAAUUUCGCGAUUUCGGUGACACAUGAUUCGUCACGGUGAAGUGAAAUUAUUUGAAUCAAGUGCCGAAAUUCCCGAUUUACGCGGCAAAAAUUGUAUUAUCGAGUGAAAAGCACGAAGAAAAAAAAUAUAUAGAUACGUGCGUGCAUUAAAUAAAGAGCCGAAAUUAAAUCCGUCGAAAUUCGCUCCGAAUCUCGACGUUUUGAGCUUCGGUGCAUCGUCUUCGCGUUUUUCUCCGGGAAGUGCGGACGGGAGUACAAAAACUCGGCAAUAAGGAGAGAGAGAAAGCGAGAAAGUAGCAAUAUUCGAAGGUCUCGAAUAAUGGUUCGAAGAGCGGUAGAUGUCAAGCAGCAAACGUGACUCCUCCUCUCUCCCAGCUGUUCCAAAGUCGUCGGUCGCCGAGAGACGAGAGACGACCCUCGUUAGUACCGUGGCCGAUUGUGCAAGAGAGAAGAGAAUGUCACGUUGAAACGUGAGAACGGAUACGAUUUCUACACGCUGAUUCGACCGAAUCGAGCUUCGACGAUCCUCGAUGGACGACCUUGUGUCGUCUGGAAGACGACCUCGCGAGGUGAUGGUAGCCGCCAAAAAGUACAGCGGAUAAAGGAGACGCUCACGCAGGAUCGUCGCGCGAGGGAGGAAGAGAGGCCCUACCGCGGCGGAAAGGAAUAGAAGAGGAGCCAGAAACGCGCGGAUUUAAAGGAACGCACGCGAGACAAAGAUGACGAUGGCGAGUAACAUCGUGGUCGAGUGGCUGCGCUCGCUCCACCUCGGCCAAUACUCGGAGUCGUUCAUCGACAAUGGCUACGACGACCUUGAGAUCUGCAAGCAGAUCGGCGAUCCGGACCUCGACGCGAUCGGCGUCUUCAAUCAGAAGCACCGCGCCCGGUUGCUGCAGUCGGUGAAGACCCUCCGCGAGGAGGCCGCGAGUGUGUACUUUACGCUGGAGGAGACGAUCGACAGCAACUGCGACAACAUCAGCUCCAAGUCCUCGAGGACGUCGUCCGAGAGGCCACCCAGCGACAAGGACGCGCAACGCGCGUCGCCCACGGCGAGCUCCUCCAGCGGCGGACAGGAGUUGACCAAGUUCGCGGACGAGUACGAGGAAGGCAAGGCCGAACUGGUGAGAAUCCCCAGGAUGCAGCUCAGGAUGCUGCUGCAGGAGAAGCUGAGGCACGACGGCAUCAGGCUAGCCUGUCAACCGUACACAACUCCGGAGGGCGAGAGAGGGUAUUUGGAGGGCCUCGCUUCGAGGUACGCGGACCUCUUCAGAACACAUUACGGAGAUGUUUUGGAACCGCUCGAGGAGUUACGUCGGCGAGAAACAAACGCUUCCGCCAGAAUGCCCAACACUCAGCUCACCACCAGUCAUUCACAGCCCAUUUAUGUGCCGGGGAAAUACUCGCCCUCGAGCUGCCUCAGCGACAAGGAGGAGGAUGAAAUCUAUGGCUUCGGAUACGGGGUCUUCAGCAGACAGAUGCUCCAACAUCGACAGCAGAAGCUCGCACUUGCCACACAAAACACGACUGCCGCCGUAACACCGGGUGGACCUCAAGCAACCUAUCAAAGUUGUCUGAGCCCGAGAUCUGCGUACUUCUACGAGUUCCCUCCUAACGAACAGGGACAAAAUACGAGUAAGAAAAAGACGACGUUUUCAAGACUAUUACGAGGAUUGAAGACACACAGGAAAGAGAAACAGGGCCAGCAAGCUCAAGGCUCUCCCAGACACGGUCGGGCAAGAAUGGGCGUUCCUCAAAGGGUGGACACGCCUGACAGUGUUCUGCAAAGUGGUUUAGGACUCGGACCCGAUAUGGGACACACGAUUCUUCGUUCGAUGGUGGAUCCUAGAGAUUACGAUCGACUGAGAUAUUUACAGAUGAAUGGCGGACAACCAAACAGUUUCGAAGAAACCAUACAUAGGCUGAAAGUUCAAGAGGCGCUACGAAAGAAAGAGCGAUUCCACAAAGAGCACGAGGAGAUACUGAGGGAUAUCCGGCAAGGUUUAAUGCAGCUAGGACGAGACGGACGGGGUCAGCUCCCUGGGGACGAUACGUACAUGUACGACGAAGACGCGCGAUGUGGAGGCGCGGGUGGUUUAGGACCAGGUCAACACUGGUACGACGAACCGCCCUACGAAUCGGACCCCGAAGACUUCCUUAUGGGAGCCAGCGGCGGUCCGGUACCUACCGCGACUAUCCAAAAUGGAAGAGUGUGCUUCACCCUGAACUUGAGGCCGGAAAAUCGAGGAGAAGGCGUGAUCUCUCUUCGGACAGCCGGCGAUAUCAGCCUGCCACGCGAUCGUUCGAGAAAAGGCGCGACGUCGACGAUGCGAGGUCUCAUCGUUCCUCAGGGUCACAAUAAUCCGCCGACGAUUAUACCCUUAACACAUUCGAGGGCUUCGCGUGAGAGCGGAGAUUACGCGAGUAGCGACGUGCAGAGUGUGAGCUCGAGACUGUCGACUGUGUCGGUGGACACGAGUAGGAGCGACCAGCCUCCGGUGGGCGGUCGCCAUCCCGAUCGGCCGGAGCAUCACCACGAGCACCAUCACAACCAUCGUCAUCAUCACGAACAUCACCACUCGGUCUCACCCCGAUCCAAUCAGCGUCACCCCGCCGCUACUAGCACGACCAUAACCAACACCGCCGACGCAACGUCACCGCAAAGCAACGCGCAACGUCGCCCGAUUCCCAGAUAUAGCCGGAGUAGCGGCGAGGAGGGACUGUCACCCAGUCAGAGCAGCGACUAUGAAGAUCAAGAGGAACUCGAGAGUCAACACUCGGCUGCUGUACACACAUCGGAGGCGAGCGCGCUGCUGGAGGGCGACGCCAGGACGGGAAUCGCGGGCCGGGCGAGAAAUUUGAGGCACGACGUGCAGCGAAAGAUCUCGAGGCUGCGCCAGGAUCGCGCGUCCUCGGAGGCUUUUCCGUGCAGCGCGAGCAGCGUCGAGAGUCUGCCGAGCGGAAGUGGCUCGAGCACCCAGGCGCUGGUGCGAGCUGGAAGCAAUCACAGCUCGAUAUCCUGCGAGGACAGGGACGCGAUCAGCCCGACGUCCAUCGGGCCUGUCCUCUGUAGAGCGAGGGCGCUCGUGGAUUACACCCCCAGUCCGUACGACAAGGACGCGCUCAAGUUCAAGAAGGGAGACGUAAUCGAUGUGGUACAAAUGAAUAAGAGCGGACUGUGGAAAGGCGUCGUACACAACAGGAUAGGCCACUUCAAGUUCAUAAACGUCGAGAUACUGAACGACAGGGUGCCUAGACGAGGAGAGCCAGAGCGGGGCAAGUGGGGUCAGAGAUAUAGGCAAAAGCCGGGUUCCGUUCAAGAGCUCUUGCAGAGAAUGAAUCUUCAGGAACAUAUUCCAGUUUUUAUAUUGAACGGAUACGAGGAUCUGGAGCUCUUCAGGGAGUUGGAGGCGGCGGAUCUGGACUAUUUGCGUAUACAUCAACCCGAGGAUCGUGCCAAGAUACUCACCGCCGUGCAGCUUCUACACGAUCUUCAGUCGGGCAGCGAAGGUGACCUGGCUUCGAGUUCGGAGGGCGACGAGGUCAGCCGUCUGGUCUUAACCUCCGGCCAGACGUCCGGCCACUGUUCUCCCUUCAACCGACGGCAGUUCCCGCGGGACUCCGGCUGCUACGACGCGCAUAAGAAUACGACCAGUCGGCGGACCAUCAGCCCGGAAUCAACCACGACGUCAACGAAGCUGUCGAGGGAGAACAAUUUGGACAGCGCGUCAACGGCGGCCGCGAAGAGCGCCGGUGGUGCGACCGCUACGGAGGGCGGUCUGGCCGAUUCGAAGGACGACUUUCAUCCCAACAUACCGAUCUCCGGCCCGGUGGAAAGGAAGGAGAACCAAUUCGAGAAGUCGCCGUUAUUACGGGGCGGCAACGUGCGAUACAUCGCGAAAAGAGGUAACUUCGGCGAGACGGUGGUCAUCGAGGACGCCUGCGAGGGUGGCCCGAAACUGGGCGGCAUGGUCAAGUACAUGGUCGGCGGUACCGGUGACCUUGGCCUCGAGAGCACCAGCAAUGUCACCGGUCUCGGUCAACGCGGUUGUCUCAGCGAGAAAUCCAGCGACUCCGGCGUCAGCUCGUCCAGCAUCAGCUCGGCACCUCCGCCUAGGGACAAGGUUCUCGCAUCUGCCAGCGCCCUUUCGGAUUCGCCGACCAAGAGCUUCGGUAGCUUCACCAGGGCGUCGCCGACUUCUCAGGGUAGCAGCAAAACUCAGAACAACGACGGAAGCUAUCAAUGAGAGCAGCAGCAACGAAUCGUUAGGUCGACGAGUCGCGGCGCGAUCUUGAACUCGAAGGUAAGGAAUAUGAAAGUGAGAGAGUUGCUGGAUGACCUUAAUGGAGAACCGACGGAGCAUCUUUAAUUCAGAAUCGCGAUCGUCUCCGAGGCUACGAUUCGUUCGCGAGAAAGUUGAGCAAUGUCGGGAUCAACGAAUAUUUCGGACAUGUAUUUUGUAUUCGAUAAAAGAGGUACAACUUCCGAAUCCGAUCCUAAUGAACGUACGUCACAAUAACAAGAGGUUUCUUCCAUUCUGUAUAACUAGUAGAAUUAAAGCAAUUCUAACGAGAUUGAUAAUGACAGUUAUGUUCGCUCAUUGUAAAUUAUGUGCGUACAAAUGCACCUCGAUUUGAAUACGCAAAGCAAUAUCUUAUUUUCUGUUAUUCUUAUUGAGAAAAAAAAUAAUAUAUAUAAAAAAAAGGAUCUCACUUUGUUUGAUUUAAUUGAAUUUUUAUCACGAAUACGCGCGAACAGAAAUUCUAAUAUCUCUUGACACGUGCCGAUAUUAAUGUCGGGAGAAUAUUUUGUGAUUAUCUUGAAUAUAUUUGGGGCGAGAAAAGGGAAAAGAGUAAUAAAGAGACAGGAAAAAUUGCGCAAAACGAGAGUGAAAAAUUCUGAAGGCCAGAACCUUUUAAAUUUAUCAUAAGUGUUGCUCGCGAAAAAAAAAAACAACAAAGCGACCACUGCCGGUCAUCAUUCCGAUCACAACAUCUAGCCGAUCCGCUCUUGGUUUAUUGAAAUCAAGUCAAGCCACACAUCGCGCCUAAUUGUGUAAUUAAUAAUAGUAAUAAUUAAUAAGCGAAUACUAUGUGAUACGGUAGCAAUAUACGAUCGAAUAGGUAAAGAAUAAAGGAACGACGUGAAUCGCCGUCGCGAUCCAAUGCGUACAAUAAAAUAAAUAAAUAAAUGAUGACGAGAAGAAGAAAAAAAGAACGAA